GUUCCGUUGUCUGCUCUACUUCCGUCCGCCAUUUUCAAGGCAGAUUAAUCGAAUGGAAUAAGUUUUUAGAGUUUUAUUUCGUUGUUUGGCGACUUUUAAAGCAAACAAUAUGAAAGGCAGAAAAUCUGUACCAUAUGUAAAUAUACCAAACAACCUCCCGAAGCCCCAAUCUGUUUCUAAAGUCUCUGUAGCAGCUCCAGAAAACUAUAGGGCUGAUUUAAAACCCGCCAACGUGAGAGAAGAGGAUGAUAAAUGUGAUAAGAACGUUUCUACUCCAAGUGUUAUCAGAAUAAACAAUGCAAAGGAUAAGAACGAAAACUUGUUAACCUAUAUUCAAGCUUUGUCUUUUGAAGAUAUUUGGGCUUCUUGCAAGCAGAGUAACAAUCUUUUUGAAGACGUUAAUUUUCCAGCUACAAAUAGCUCUAUAUUUUGCAAUUGCACAUCAAAAGUAACCGUUCAAUGGCAAAGACCAUCGGAAAUAACAAAAAAGUUUAAUCUGAAACCUGAACUGUUUGCAAGUAAUACAGACACAACGCUAGCUCUGGGAAAUUUUGGUGACAAAUGGGUAUUGAAUGCUGCUUUAAGCCUAGUAGAAGACACAGAAGGCCUUUUCACCAUUCUACCAAGAGGGCAGAGUUUUCGCGAUGAAUGGUACAUGGGAGCUUUUCAUUUCAAUUUCUUUAGAAAUGGAACUUGGGAGAAGGUGACAAUCGAUGAUCGCUUACCUACUAUUGAUGGAAAAUUAAAUUUUAUUCAUUCGUUCACUCCAAACGAAUUCUGGGCGAGUCUACUGGAGAAAGCUUACGCAAAGUUUCACGGUAGCUAUGAGGCUAUGAAAAGUUGUUCUUUUGAGGAAACCUUACACCAUUUAACAGGAGGGACAGUGAUAACUCACAAUAUGGCAGAUCUUGAUACUACUUCUUUGGACGAUAUAAUAUUUCAGUCGAUAGAAUGUAAUUGCAAAAUUCUUUGUUCAAUCAUGGCCGAUGGUCGGAAAUGGAACGAGCUACUUAGCAAUGGGUUCGUUGCUGAAAGAAUGUAUGCUAUUUUGGAUAUAAGAGGAAUUAAAUUGACAAGAGAUGAUAUAGUAAAGCCAGUUACUCUUGUCAAACUAAAGAGUACUGAUGGUUUGAGGCUAGAGUGGUCAGGUGCCUGGAAUUCUCAUUCUCCUGAAUGGCGUAAUAUUCGAUCUGGAGACAAGGAAAAAUUAGAAUUAACAAUAGACAAUCACUCUGAAACCUGGAUUGAAAUACACGACUUUUAUAAGAUCUUUACUUCUCUAUAUGUGUGCUAUCCAACCGCUAAUCCGUCUACUUUUGGUUCUAAAAUGCUAAAUAAAGUACAAGAAUUCGAAGGACAAUGGUUAAAUGGUGUUACUGCUGGGGGACGACCCACUUGUAUGGACUCUUUUUGGGUGAAUCCACAAUUUGAAGUUAAAGUCCAAAAUUCCCCAAAGGGUGGGGCUUUCUUCAUAGUUGACUUAAUACAAAAUGACAAUCGGCUCAUACGCCACAAAGCUCGAAUAAAUAACGUUGUCGGCAUUGCAUUAUAUCAGGUGGUACUAAAUGCCAAUUUAGCAAAGGGUACUUAUAUCGUUAUACCGAGUACAUACGAUCCUAAUCAAGAAGGAGAGUUUAUCUUACGACUCGUAUAUGACGAAGAAAAUAACAUAGAAAUUCGACAAUUAGGAGAUGUAAUAAACGUUUCGUAUGACAUGUUUAAUUGUAUGCCAAAUACUACGUAUGACUUAAGAAAUAAGUUUCUUGAACUUUCUGGAGAGGAGAUGAAAAUCAACGCUUUUCAACUGGCAACUUUAUUCUGCGAGCUAAAGCUUAAAGACUUUCAAGCAGACGUUGAAAUUUGUAAAAGUCUUCUAUUACUAUCAAGACAUACAUCUGGAUAUUGUGAUUUCAAUGAUUUUCUCUUGAUUUUCGGCAUUUUGUCGUUGUUGAUGGAAAUAUUUACAAGUACUGGAAAGUCAUUGAACAAGAAAAUUACGGGAUAUGAAUUGGUAGAUCUUUGUGAAAAGUUAGGCCACAUCGUUCCUGAGAAGUUUCUGAUGGAAUCUCUUUGGAAGUUCACUGACGAGGAAACUAGAUUAUCAUGCGGCAAUUUCAUUCGCUUUGUAUGUUUUUUUACAAGUACAUUCUCUGAAGAGCGGAAUUCGGCAUAA
Messenger RNA from Dimorphilus gyrociliatus, 2173 nucleotides. The record is from the annotation of a GenBank genome assembly. Lineage: Eukaryota; Metazoa; Annelida; Polychaeta; Dinophilidae.